Pocillopora verrucosa is the source of this 2342-nucleotide messenger RNA. Its product is annotated as polypeptide N-acetylgalactosaminyltransferase 13-like. Gene Ontology annotation, cellular component: Golgi apparatus. Gene Ontology annotation, biological process: protein O-linked glycosylation. The record is from RefSeq and is a predicted model, not a curated record. Gene Ontology annotation, molecular function: polypeptide N-acetylgalactosaminyltransferase activity. NCBI's taxonomy places the organism in Eukaryota, Metazoa, Cnidaria, Anthozoa, Scleractinia, Pocilloporidae.
AUUCUUUGAGCAAUUUAUUUACGUUUAAGACUCGGGCAGUUUAAGCGAGCGAUAAAUAGAAAAUCCAGACGACGAGAUCGACCAUUGCCUGGGCGUAAAGAGGACAUACGCAGACUGGAUGGUGCACACUACAGACAUUUGCGAUCAUUGUCACGAACUGACUCAUUAUGAUGAGAAAUCGGAGAUUGUUUGUGAAAGUGUUCAUACUAACUUCUCUAUUUUGGCUCGCAGUGGACAUUCUUUACAUUUUAACUUCCAUGAACAGCCAAAUGAACUUUUUCAACACAGAUUCGUUCGUGCCGUUAGACGCGACCGGAAGUUCGCACGGACAGUACCCACGCGAGUCCUCUCACGAGGCCGAGCGGAAGUGGCGAAGCCCCAAAGUAAAACCUUACUUUUCAGAAGUGAUACAAGGAUUAGGAGAUGACGGUGAGCCAGCGACAUUACCGUCGCGAUUUAAGGACGAAGCAGAGCGCUCUUUUGAUAACCAUUCAUUCAAUGUUAUUCUCAGUGAUCAUAUGUCGUUGGACAGAACUCUGAAAGACUAUCGUGGGCCAAAGUGUCGCAAAAAACACAAGAAAUACCCUACUAGUUUACCGACUACAAGUGUUAUCAUUUGUUUCCAUAACGAGGCUCUGUCUGUUUUAUUGAGAACAGUACACAGUGUCCUCAAUAGGUCGCCACCACAUCUUCUGGCUGACAUUGUCCUGGUAGAUGACUUCAGUGAAUUCGAAAACCUUAAAAUGUCUUUGGAGGAGCAGCUCAGCGAAUUCGAAAAAGUCAAAAUUAUUCGGAUGUCCCAGAGGGAAGGCUUGGUUCGAGCACGGCUUCGCGGAGCCGAGGUUUCCCGGGGAGAGGUUUUGACUUUCUUGGACUCCCACUGUGAAGCAACUGAAGGGUGGCUAGAACCGCUACUGGCUCGGAUUGCGCAGAAUCGCACCAAUGUCGUUUGUCCUGUGAUAGAAGUAAUAAAUGCUGAUGACUUUGGUUAUCAAACAUCAGACGUAAUUUAUGAGCGCGGAGGCUUUUCUUGGGAUCUGUUUUUUACCUGGAAAGCCAUUCCGGAAGAGGAAAAGAAACGAAGAGAGGACGAAACAGACUUCAUAAGGAGUCCUACUAUGGCGGGCGGUUUGUUCUCGAUGCAUAAACAGUAUUUUUAUGAUCUAGGAUCAUAUGACGACCAAAUGGACAUCUGGGGAGGGGAGAACCUCGAACUAUCCUUCAGAGUAUGGAUGUGUGGAGGCCAAUUAGAAAUCGUACCAUGCUCACGCGUUGGUCAUGUGUUUCGUAAAUACACGUCACCUUACAAGUUUCCUAAAGGCACCGGAGUCACUCUGGCGAAGAACUUCAAUCGUCUGGCCGAAGUAUGGCUGGACGAGUACAAGGAAUUUUACUACAGGAGGAAAACUGAUGAGGAGAAGAACGUCGAUAUUGGAGACAUAAGCGAGCGAGUAAAGCUAAGAAAGAGGCUGGGCUGUAAAACCUUCAAAUGGUAUCUGGAAAACGUGUUCACGGAUAUGGCUUCAGUGGAUCCCAAUCCUCCAGCGCAGGGCGAGAUACGAAAUCCAAGUUCCUCUCUAUGUGUGGACACGCUUGGAGAGAAAUCGGCCAAGGUAGACCGUGUGGGACUGUACACCUGUCAUGGCAUGGGAGGAAACCAGUUUUUCACCUUGACGAAGGUGAACGAAAUUCAGUUCAGUGAUGACAAGUGUUUAGACGCACCGAACAGCGAGCCGGGAAGCUUUGUUGAGAUGAUCACAUGUCAUGGUUUGAGGGGAAAUCAGGAAUGGAAACACGACAAGAGGAAGGGUACUAUAGUCCACGUAUGGACAGGCACGUGUUUAGACAUGUCCCAAGACAGACUGAAUCUAGUUGUUAAUCCAUGCAGGAAAGGCAAAAGUUCACAAAAAUGGAAGUUUUCACGUUACCAACAGCCCAAGAGCAAGAAGAGGUUUUAGAAUGUGCAACAAAUUGAAGAACGCUUGACGCGAUGUAAGAAAACCAAGAAGCACACGACAAAAACUGUAACGAUCAUGCUCGAAAUGCCGAUGUUUGUCGCUCAGGACUAGAAACCAGGUUGUAUAAGGGGCAAUCACGUCUGAAAUCUGUACCAUUUCACACAUAAUAGCAAUCGAUUUUUUAUCAUAAAAUUAUUUUGCAAGCUGUUGGUAACUGUACGUCAUUAGGCCAUGGUGGGUUUUGCUCUUGUAAUCCAAAAUAACCUCCGGUACAAGUACCAAGUCAACGAUUCAUUAUAAAAUUCGAGAAGUCAUCACUUGAAAGCUUUCCAUGUAUCCUCCAAGUCUCAAGAGGUAUUAAUCAAAAUAAAUAUACAUUUUUUU